This is a messenger RNA of Arabidopsis thaliana (thale cress), 345 nucleotides long. RefSeq names its product VQ motif-containing protein. Lineage: Eukaryota; Viridiplantae; Streptophyta; Magnoliopsida; Brassicales; Brassicaceae. The transcript has a single exon. The record is from RefSeq and is marked reviewed. Bases 1 to 345 code for a protein of 114 amino acids.
AUGGAAGCUACUUCACAACCAUGUUUCUCUCAUAACUCCUCACUUCAUUCGACCCGUAAGCAACCGGCAAAGCCAUGGAAAAAACCCGUAACGGGCUUGCCUCAGAGGAUGCAUCCUAAAGUUUACAGAGUCGAGCCUGUUAACUUCAAGGAGUUAGUUCAGAGGCUAACUGGUGCAGAAGACGUUGAGCAAGAGGUACAUCAAGUUGAAGCUAAACCAGUCAAGAUUUCUGAUGAUACAACAACAGCUAAGGAUAAUCCGUUCGCGUUUGAUCUUUCACCUUCGUCAUCUCGGUUCUGGGAAGCUUUCCCUCUGCUUAGUCCUGCUAAUCUAUCAAGAUGGUAG